AUGCCAAGGAGACGAAACGGUGAGAUACCCUUGCCCGACGGAUGGGAUUAUGCGAGGGACUUUGACGGAAAAUUGUAUUUCAUCGACCACAACAGUAGAAAAACGACGUGGAUCGACCCGCGAGACAGAUAUACAAAGCCACAGACAUUCGCGGACUGUAUCGGCAAUGAGCUGCCGCUCGGCUGGGAGGAGGCCUACGAUCCACAGAUCGGACGUUAUUACAUCAAUCAUGUCAAUCAGGUGACGCAGUUGGAAGACCCGAGGCUAGAAUGGCUCAGCAUCCAGGAGGCGAUGUUGAGGGAGUACCUGCACACGGCGCAGGUGUCUCUCGAGGCAAAGAAAGAAAGGCGCGACGUGAAGAAGCAAAGGCUGUGUUUGGCGCAGGAUGAGUACAAGCAUUUAAACAAUGAGUACUCAACGCUUACUGCCUCUAGAACUAGUCUUUGUUCAUCAACAACGUCGAUGACUACAACGUCCACGACGUCACGACAUGAUCCGGAGCUCCUCCGAUCGGAAGUGAUACAAGCUCGUGGACGAGUCACCCAGCUUAGAAAGGAAUUAAAACAAGCUAGAGCUGAAGUCGCCAGCGCUAGACGAGGAGUUGACACGCUCACUGAAGUGGAGCAAAAAAUAAGCGCACAACAGGGCUGCUAUAAUAUCACGGAAGCCCAAGCUAUCAUGACCGAAUUAAAAAAUAUUCAGAAAUCACUCACAUCUGGUGAGAAAGAGAGAGCAGAUCUUAUGCAAUCUCUUGCAAAGUUAAAAGAUGAUUUAACGAGAUUGCAACUUGGCGACGCAUCACCAGACCUGUCUACCUUAACGCUUCCUCAAGAAAAACUAAGCACUGCUUCGCAAACGGAUUUAUGUGCUGAUUUAGUACCUAUCGGUACAAGAUUAGCAGAAAUGGCGCGGGUUCGCCUACAGUACGACGAAGCUAGAAAACGAAUACAACAAAUUCAACAACAGCUAGCAGAUCUUGAAGAUAAAGUGCAGCCCGGACAGGCUGAGUCAGACAAGGAUAGAUUACUACUCUUCCAAGAGAAAGAGCAAUUGUUAAGAGAAUUAAGGAGUAUCACUCCAAGAACGAGAUCUAAGCAAGAAAUGAGUGAAAUUGAGAUUGAGUGUAAAAGAUUAGAACAGGAUUUGAAAACCGCAUUUGAAAUGUCCAGUAAAUGUAUCACUGAUCGAUUAAGAUUACACGAAGAGAAACAAUUACUUCUGCAGCAGUUGAAAGAUGCCCUUACGUCAAUGACUACUUUAGAAGGACAAUUAAAGACUUUGUCAGCUAGUACCUUGUCUGUAUCUAGUAGUUCAAGUUUAGGGUCUCUGUCCACUGCUAGUAGUAAAGGUUCAUUAAGUUCUGGGAUUAGCUUUACGGAUAUAUAUGGCGGACCUCAAAUCGCUACGUUUUUUCAAGCUGACAAGCCUAUUGAUAUGGUUGAUUUACAUAAAAGAGUUGAAAGGUUACUUCGUGGUAACAGCUAUAACACAGACAGCGUGACGCCUGGAGCGAGCAGUUCUCCUUCACAACCAUCAUUAUCCCCUAGGAGUAGUUUGUCGUCAGCUAGUCCGCCGCCGCCCCCACCACCUUACAACCAGGUCGAAAGACAACGGCGGCAGCAGAGAGAAUUAGAGGAGAAACUAGCAGAAAUGAGAAUAGGUGUUGCGACUGGAUUGAAUGAAAUCACCGGACUUGCAACAAUUCCAGUACAGCUUCAAGGUCCAGGACGACCGUUGGAGCCAUUAUCACCAAUAUCCGAGACGCCCCCACCUCCCUCGCCAAGAACUCCCUCUUCUAGUGGUACCAACACUAGAUCAGUAUCUGCGGCAGUGAGUGACGAAUCGGUGGCGGGUGACUCCGGUGUAUUCGAGGCAGCGCAGGCCGCUAAUGAUCCCAGUAACGCCGUGAACAGUGCACAAAUUGAAAUCAAAUUGCGCUACUGUCCAGACGAGAGUAUGUUGGAGAUCGGCAUAGUGCGUGCGCGCAACCUACACGCCUUGUUCAUAGAUAUUGGCACGGAAGUUGGUGUCCGGUGCGCGCUGGUGGUGGGCGGCGGGUGCGGCGUGGCGUGGACGGGCGACACGGCGGCGUGGCGCGGCGGCGCGCUCGUGUGGCGCCACUCGCGCCGCGCGCCGCUGCCCGACGCGCGCCACCUGCGCGCCGCCACGCUGCAAGUCAACCUCGUGGCGCACAACGAGUGUCUCGGUUGUGCGCAAGUGAGCUUAGCAGACUUUGAGCCAGACUCAGUGUCCCAGAAGUGGUACAACAUACUCAGCUUUAGAUGUAUGAGAAGGGACGAAAGUUCGGACGAGAGCACCGUUAUAUCUUCGCAAACGUCUACACUUACUCGGAAUAGAGGUCCAGAAAGUAUGACGGGUGCAGAGUGUAACGUGGAUUGUGGAGAUAAUUCAGCGUCAGAAGAUGAAGAGUCUAGAGAACCACUAAAUCAGAUAGUGGAGGAAGACUCGUUUGAGGAUUACAUUCCUGAGGAGGACUUGGCUUUAGAAGAUGAGUACCUACACCCAACCACUGCGGAGAAGGAAACCAAUACCGAGUGUAACUUUUGUCCGGAAGGUGCGAGGCAGUUGCAUAGAAGGAAAAGCGAACAAGCGAACGCUCUGUCGGAACCUCUGGCCACAAUCAAGCGAUCUCAGACGUUCUCGCCACAACCACAGAGCUUCGCCAAAGCACAAUAUAUAUGCAGACUAAACCGUUCGGAGUCGGAUUCAUCAAUGGCAGCAUACCGUCGUGUGACGUUACAACCGCCACCCUCCGGCAUUCCAUUCGACAGGACUGUGCGCGAGCGCCGAUCGCUUAGGUGGGGCCGGUCGCUGGGCGCGGCGGGCGCGGGCGCGGGCGGCGCGGCGCGCGGCGCGGGCUGGCGGCGCGCGCGCACGUCGCUGGACCUGGCGCUGGACCUGCGCGCGCAGCACACGCGCCUGCACGACCUGCGCUCCGAGAUCGCCAACCUCACCACGCUCAAGAAGAGACUAGAGGAAGCGUGUAACCGCGGUGAUCCGGCCGUGGCGGCGUGGGUCGCUGAAGACGACACUCUCCGAAGACUAGUGGACACCACCUCGCCGCCCAGCGACCGCGCCUCGCGCCUGCUGGCCAGGACCGCGCGGAACAUCUACCGGCUCAGGAAGUCACGGCAAGGCAGUCGGAAGCCAGACCUCGUCACUUUCAAGGAAAAAAUGGCCUUCUUCACUCGCACCAAAUCAACCAUGCCUGUGUUACCUGGUGAGGAAGGGGACGACAUUCUAUCCGAAGACGACUGGGAGGACGAGCUCGAGGAACGACGCACUCCGGACGGACGCUCCUCCAAGACCUCCUAUGAACUUCGACGUGAGGGUCAGAGUAACGUGGUGGAGUGUAAAAACCCCUGCUUGGAAGAACCCAAGGACGACACUAAGACUGAUGAGGUGAGGUAUGAAAUUGGAUUGGUUGACAGAGCACUCGGUGUACAGGUUUGA
Messenger RNA from Arctia plantaginis, 3474 nucleotides. The record is from the annotation of a GenBank genome assembly. Lineage: Eukaryota; Metazoa; Arthropoda; Insecta; Lepidoptera; Erebidae.